GGUUCCCCUGUGUUAACAUAUCAGUAUCAGUUUACCAACUUCAGAUAACUUGCGUCUGCAUAAACCGAUGUAAAAUUCAACCAUGUUUGUUAAUUAUAUAUUUGUGAGUGAAUUGUUUAUGUUUUUUACAGUCAAUGGCCAAGCAUGCGAGAAACUUGUUUCAUUACCAGCCACACAACCCGUGUUAAGGUACGAUUUCAACUAUACAAUACAGGAUGUAAUUAUUGAACUUGUAAACCCUAACAACAACCCUAUCUUCCGAGUCAGUUGCUUUGAGACAUGCUCCAGUGCCGAGUACCUGAACAGCACCCUCGCCUCUACUGGCGACAUCACCACAGGAAAGUUUCACAUCAAGCUCGAUAGUUUCGGAGAUGGACAGCAAGGAAACUACAGAUUUAGGGCCCCUGGAUGGGAAAAGGUGGUGUCGAAAUGCAUCAAUUUGUAUAUGUUAGGUACGCCCAGUCCGUCAACCAUAAGCGCCAACAGUGAGCCGUACGAAGGCGGAACAGUGAAAUUGACAUGCCAUAGUAUAUCUACAACCGAUCCCCCGGGACACGAUCUGGUUAUGAGUUACACUUGGACUAAGGAUGGCACAAAUUUGACAUCAGGAGGGAGAUUCAUCUUGCUGCCCAAUACAGCCGCUACGUUGACCCUCAACGAUGUUCAACGAAGUGAUGAGCUAUCACAGUUCACGUGUAUGGCUACGGAGGAAAUGGGCCUGGUAUCUGACAGCAGCGCGGCCUUCCAUAUCACCGUUUAUUAUGGUCCCGACAAUAUCGCCUUCAACUCAACCGGUGUUUCUCUGGCCCUCAGUGAUGGGGAUAGGUUUUCUCCGGUAGCGUGUCUGGCAGACUGUAAGCCUUCCUGCACAUUCAGAUGGACGAAGGGUCAAAUUUAUGUGACCUCCUCGGCGGUCCUUGACAUCGGUAUCGUUGGUAGUGAUGACCAGGGUAUAUACACUUGUACUGGUACACAUUCCAUCUAUACGACCUAUACCAACACCAAGAACUACUCAGUCAUCGUUUUAUAUGGUCCUAGCACAAUUACCCUAUCUCCUUCUACAACCUCCUAUGAGAAGAAACUGGAUGACACUCUAGGAGACAUCAUCUGCUCUGCAAUUUGUCAUCCGGAAUGUGAGUACACUUGGUCGAAGGUCGGCACUACUGGAACGGUACGGACGAAUGCAAUCUUAAAUCUUGGUCAGCUAACAAGACAAGAGGCAGGGUCGUACAUAUGUACUGCUACAAAUCCGAGCUCAUCAACAACACGAACUGGUCCCACUGUGGUUGUGGAAGUCAUAUAUGGUCCUAGCAUAGUGUCCAUAUACCCUUCUACAACCUCGUAUACGAAGCCAGAGGGUGACACUCUAGGAGACAUAACCUGCUCUGCAGUUUGUCAUCCGGAAUGUGUGUACACUUGGUCGAAGGUCGGCACUUCUAGAACGGAACGGAACAAUACAAUCCUAAAUCUUGGUCAGUUAACAAGACAAGAGGCAGGGUCGUACAUCUGUACUGCUACAAACCCGAGCUCAUCUACAACACGAAAUAGUUCCACUGUGGUUGUCAAUGUCAUAUUCGGCCCGAAUACUUCGUUAAUAAACCCAUCUAAUGUGAACUACACGAUAAACGAGAAUCAACCUAUCAUCACGAUAGUUUGUAGUGCCAGCUGCUAUCCAACCUGCACAUAUAGCUGGAGAAAGACGACACCCACCCAUUCCUUCGCGUCUAACAAUCACAACCUGGCACUUGGUGAGGUCACUAGGGAUGACGCGGGAACCUACCAGUGUGAGGCAACAAAUCCUACAUCUAAUGAAACAGCUACCAGUGUAGUGGUGAACAUCAACGUCAGGUAUGGACCAGAUACAGCCGUAUUGGGCGUACCCGCGAAGUACACAGCGUCGGAAGGCGACACUCUCCUGAACGUUACCUGCUCGUCUGUUUGCUGGCCUGGCUGUUCAUACACCUGGAGAAAUGUGACAAACAACGCUAUCAUGUCUUGGAAUAGAAGUCUGACGUUUGGUCCAGUCGACCGCUACAUGGCAGACACAUACAGAUGUGAUGUUGCCAAUAUCUACACGGCCUACAAUAAAACAACUCGAAGUGAAUUGCAGCUUCUUGUACAAUAUGCGCCUGACGUGUCAAUCGUUCUAUCGGCGUCAUCACUGACAGAAGGUUCACCGCUGAUCCUCACUUGCUCAGCCAAUGGUUAUCCUUCCCAGUAUACUUAUACUGGCUUUAAUCAGACGUUCGGAACAACUACAAUACCAAACGACAACACGGAAGAAGCAGGUGUCCGUGAUAAUAUUUCUGUGAGGAUUGCUUCUCUGGCACUGCAGGACACGGGGCUUUAUACUUGCACGGUGCAUAAUAAUGUCAAGGACAUCAGUGAUAAUUUGAUUCAGUCUGAUUCGACACAGAUAGAUGUUAAAGUUAAACCACAAACAUUUCUUGCCGAGGACCGUUUUGCAGCACCAACAGGAGGCCAGGUCAACAUCUCAGUACCGAUAUAUAGCAAUCCUGUAUUCAGUGAUUAUGGCUAUUAUCGAUAUGAUGGCUAUCACGUGAAGGAAGAUGACAAGUACGAAUUCACUCAAAUAAAUGCUUUAAUCCAAACGCAGUUCUAUGGAAGAUCUGUUACUCUCCAAGGACUUGUGGUCCAAAUGACUAUUCAGAAUCUAACUGAAGUUGAUUUUGGACUAUACACGUUUUGGAUAAAAAACGAAAUUGGAAACACGUCUGUUGCAGUUAACGUGAGUGCAAGAAGUAUACCUUCACAACCAACGCAGUUAAAUGUAACUGUUAAUAAAAAUACGCCAAUUUUUGAAUGGAGGAAAGGUUUUAAUGGAGGCUUUGUUCAAACAUUUUUGCUGCAAACAUUAUCAACAUCGGAUACACUGAAGUGGACCAAUCGAACUUCUAUUUUAGAAACUGAUAACACUUACAUCGGCGAUACAGGAUUAUAUCGGGUCAAUAUUACAGAAUUUGAAUCGGGACAUUUUGAUGCCAGACUAAUUGCAUACAACGAACUCGGAAAUGCGGAUCCUGCCCAUUUUCAACCAUUCGAUGUCAUUAGAAAUUUAGAAGAAGAACAAACUAAACCAUCGAAUGGAGCUAUCAUUGGAGCAGCUGCUGGUGGAGGACUAGCAGGAGUACUGAUAUUAGGAGGCGCUAUUUUUUUUCUCGUUCGAAGAAGACCUUUCACUAAAGGACAAUCCAAAGAAGAUAGGAAUGCAUUAAAGAACGAUCAUGCACUAAAGGGUAUAACAGAACAUGAAGACGACGAUAUCCCAGACGAGGUAGAAAACCCAAUGUAUGUCGGAGCUGGGGAAGCAGCAAACGUUUACUCAAAGCCAGUAAAGAAAACAACAUCUCAGGUUGCCCAAGCCAACCCUGGUGAUAUUUAUGCCGUAGUGGACAAACCGAAAGGGAAAAAGACAAAAGGUAAAACUGCAGCGGGCACAUCAGGACAUUCCAAACAGCUAAACGAUUCACAGGAAACCUAUGAAAAUGCUGGGUUUGUCUCAACUGAACCUUCCAAAGAAAGAAAAAAGAAUGCUGAUGGCCUGAUUUAUGCUGAUUUGGUGUUUGCCAACCCACCUAAGGGUCAAAAGCGUCUUGUGAUCCAUGGGAUUGACGAUAUGACAGAUUACGCAGAUGUGGAUCUGACAAAAAAGGCCGAACCCCUACCUGACAGAGACGAGGAGAAAUAGAUGAGGACAAAAUAAACAAGUUUCCCUUGAAAUUGAAGUUGAUGAGAAUGGAAUCUGAAAGCUUAAAGGAAAUUUAUUGACAAUUGAAAUUAAGUCAAUGCUUAUUGUGUUUUUCAUUUUUUUUUUUAAAUUAUUAAAAAAUGAUUUUUUUAAACUACGACUUCAUACAACUAUUCAUAAAAUAUCCUAUGGUUCCGUUGCUAUUGACCUUAUACAUGCGUUAACAGUGUACAUGUUGAAUGACUUUAUUUGUAUUCCUUAAAUUAGAAUUAAUCGACUAUUUUCAGGCUAGAUACCAUGUUACUCUCAGUCUGGAUAUGUUUCUUGAAACUGAAAUACAUCUAAAUCAGUUUUUGUCGGAAGAGCUUAAAGUAACUGUAUUUAACCCAUUUUACCCAUUAUUUUUGCAUAUGUUGUACUGAAAGUUAACGUGUGUAUUACUUCUUACUAACGUUAGGUUAUUUUAGAAAUCUUGCAAGCUUGUUAACAGUCUCACUUUACCAUUUUGAACUGGGCGCCUUUUUAAUUAAAAGUUUAUGAUGAAACUAUUUUUAUAAUAAAUUUGAGCCUAAAUGUAAGUUACUUAUGCGUUACCUUUGUUUCACGUUUUCUGAGGUUAUUGUUGCUAAAAUAGCAAGAUAAUUAAAUACAAUAAAGCACAAAUACAUACAACCCAAACUUACAUAUGACUUAAAUAAAAGUAAAAAAAGUUUUGUAUAGUGCAGAUGAUUGAUAAACAUGUUUUAAGCAUACGAAACAGUUUUGUAGGUGAUUUAAUAGGGGGUUAAAAUUUUAUUUACAUGUUACUACAAUAUCUCAACAGUUAAUCUUUUCCCAAAAUCACGUCACAAGCAAUGCAAAUCCAAUAGGAAACGAAUUCAAUUGUGUUUAAAAAUAAUUUAAGGUAAACGGCAAUAUUGAUAAGUGAUGGAUUGUUUUUCAUAUAGCCUACGUUUAAUUAUGCAAUUAGUAUAAGAUAACUGUAUACUCUGUAUUUGCUCAUCGUUGUAAACAAUACAAACUUCCAAAUAUCUCAUAUAUUCCAUCUGUUUUACUUGUCAUGUACAUGUAUCACUCACACUCAUUCAAUUCGUAUUCACAACCAAUUCUCGAGAGCCGUUCAAGUAGCCUAGUCGAGCACUCACAAAUUUUCCAAUCACGUAAAACACUUGAGUCUCACUCACACCUGUGAAUACGGAUAUACCUUUCACUCGAAAAUAUCUGAGCCGUUAUGUUAUUACAGAGGAUUAACUCAUUGAGUGUGAGUGAGAGUGGUUGUUCUGAAGUCGGCGCUAUACGUAUGUAAGUAGCGUUUAUAGCUAUCAAUCUGAGGACCUUCAUUUCACAUCCUUUUACGUAGAUUUAAUAUUUUUCGAUCAUUAUCAGACCUACAUUUAUACUUUGAGCUUUCAAAUCUAUCAACCAUGAUAAGACCACAACUUGAACACAAAACAUUUGUUGAAGACUUACAUAAAGGUGUAAAUAACU
Messenger RNA from Mya arenaria, 5197 nucleotides. Its product is annotated as hemicentin-1-like. NCBI's taxonomy places the organism in Eukaryota, Metazoa, Mollusca, Bivalvia, Myida, Myidae. Bases 83 to 3709 code for a protein of 1208 amino acids. The record is from RefSeq and is a predicted model, not a curated record. The transcript is spliced from 17 exons.